Molecule: messenger RNA, 7088 nt
Organism: Rhea pennata
Lineage: Eukaryota; Metazoa; Chordata; Aves; Rheiformes; Rheidae
Gene: MAML3
Product: mastermind like transcriptional coactivator 3
Exons: 5
Coding region: 928-4152 (1074 amino acids)
Biological process (GO): Notch signaling pathway; positive regulation of transcription of Notch receptor target
Cellular component (GO): nucleoplasm; nuclear speck
Molecular function (GO): transcription coactivator activity
Source: RefSeq, a predicted model, not a curated record
CGAGCGCUCCUGUCCUGAUAUCACUCCGCUGGCAUGGAGGAGGAGGAGGUGGAGGAGGAGAGUAUCUGAUCAUUGUGAUGGUGGCAGGAGGAGCAGCAGCAAGCGAAGCAGUGCAAAGCGUUAGGCUGUACCAGCUCGGCGUUUCGCAGACUUCAGAGCUUCUACUUUUCUUCGUCUCGGCCCGGAUUGUUCAUGUGUUUACUUUCCCCAGCCCGAGGAUUUGCUGUUUAGGUUCCUGUUGAAAUGCAACUGAGCAGCCAAAGUACUUUGCGAACACGGUGCGGCAUAAACACCAAAACUUUUUUUUAGAAGGAAAAUACAAUAAGAAAGCAGCUUUGCCUGUCUUUUGAUGCUGUGCAGUGCGAGUGAGUGUGUAGAGUGUGCCCAGUGCGUGCUUGUGCUUGGAUGUGUGUGUGAGCGUGUGUGAAUGUAUACGUGUGUGCAUGUGGAGGGGCGCGUGUGUUUCUCUUUAUACAUGGGAAGAGAAGGCUUUUGGCAAAAUCUCCGGAAAUCUCAUGGAAUUUAUUUUGAAAUGAUGGAUUAUAAAAAAGAAAAGGGAGAAAAGGAACUGGUCUGAUCUCUCCUGGAGUUUGCUGCCCGAAUUGCUGCUGCUCAGUUUGUUGUGCUUCUUUUCUGUGUUUGUUGGUUGUGUUUCUGGUGAUAACCUUUUAGCACCUUCUCUCUUUAUUUUCCCUCCCCCUCUCUGUUUCUCUCUCUCUCUUUUUAAUGUUUUGGAGAUUCUCGAGGGGGAUUGGCUAGGGGGAAAGAGAAACAUUUGCUUGGGAUCGCUGUUUCCCUGAUACAUGUUGGUGCCCCCUCCCCCCCACGGUUCACUAAAAAGUAUCCCAUCAGGACCCCGGAGGAGGCUGUGUGUGUGUGAAGGGUAGAGUAAAAAGUUCUUCCAAAAUAGUGUGCACGGGGAAGAGGAUGGGGGAUUUUGCAGCCCCCGCUGCCGCCGCGAACGGCAGCAGUAUCUGCAUCAGCAGCACCCUGAGCAACAGCCUCGGCGGGGCCGGCCUGGGGGCGAGCGGCGCCCCGCACGCGGCUCCCGCGGCGGCUCCCGCCAGCAGCGGCGGCGGCGUCCCCAAGCACAGCACCGUGGUGGAGCGGCUGAGGCAGCGCAUCGAGGGCUGCCGGCGGCACCAUGUCAGCUGCGAGAGCAGGUACCAGCAAGCGCAGGCGGAGCAGCUGGAGCUGGAGCGCAGGGACACGGUGAGCCUCUACCAGAGGACUCUGGAGCAGAGGGCCAAGAAAAGCGGCACCGGCACUGGCGGCGGCAAACAGCAGCAUCAGAGCAAACAGCAGCAAGAUGCCGAGCCGGCCACAGUGGAGCAGAGGAACCACACUCUGAUCAUGCUUCAAGAGACAGUAAAGAGGAAGUUGGAAGGCGCACGUUCACCUCUAAAUGGAGAACAGCAGAAUGGCAUUUGCGAUGGCAGCUUUUCUCCAACCAGCAAACGGAUACGGAAGGAUGUACCAGGCAUCGAGGCAAUCAACAGCUUGCCCAAUAAUUUGCCUUUGCCUGCUGUUUCUCCUCUUCACCAGCUUGACAUGAAAGCUUCCCUGCCCCUGCAGAAUAGUGGAACUCACAGUAGUGGGCUAGAAGACUUGGGUAAAAAUGGUGGACUUUCAGAGAUAAAGCUCCCAGUUAAUGGUUGCAAUGAGCUAGAUGAUAGUUUUAACAUCCUGCAGAACAAGGAGCUAAAGCAAGAGCCUCUGGAUGACCCUACCUGCAUAGACACUUCUGAAACAUCUCUUUCAAAUCAGAACAAGCUUUUCUCAGACAUUAAUCUGAAUGAUCAAGAGUGGCAGGAGCUAAUAGAUGAACUAGCAAACACUGUUCCAGAAGAUGAUAUACAAGAUUUGUUCAACGAAGACUUUGAAGAGAAGAAGGAGCCAGAAUUUCCCCGGCCUGCCACAGACACUCAAGAAAGUGCGAGCGUUAAAAGCGAUCCAUCCCAUUCUCCAUUUGCUCAUGUUCCAUUAGGAUCUCCCCAGGUGAGGCCUUCCUCUUCUGGUCCGCCAUUUUCAAAUGUCUCCACAGCCUCUAGUGUUACUUCUGUAUCCAGUGCUCCAGCUGCAGCUGGCUCACCAGCAAACUGUGUUGUUCAGUCGCCUCAAACUCCCAACCAGGCCCAUACUCCAGGCCAAACACAGUCGCGAUCUGGAAAUGGCUAUCUUAUGAAUCCAGCAGCAGUGACUGUGGCAGGAUCAGGGCCUGGGCCUGUGGCUGUACCUAGUGCUGAUUUGUCUCCAGCUGAACAGCUCAAACAAAUGGCAGCACAGCAGCAGCAAAGAGCUAAGCUCAUGCAGCAAAAGCAACAGCAGCAGCAUCCAAAUCAAGCCUCAAGCUGGUCACCUGUUGGCCCUCCAUCUAGUCCAUAUGGAGGACCCUUCAGUGCAGACAAACCAAAUAGUCCAAUGAUGUAUCCCCAAGCCUUUAACAACCAAAACCCAAUAGUGCCUCCUAUGGCAAAUAACCCACAGAAGACCACAGUUAAUAACUACCUCCCUCAAAACCACAUGAAUAUGAUCAGUCAACAGCCAAAUAACUUGGGCACAAACUCCUUAAACAAACAGCCCAAUAUGCUUUCUUAUGGCAACACUAAGCCUCUGACCCACUUCAAUGCUGAGCUGAGUCAGAGGAUGACGCCGCCAAUGGCCAGUCCCAGCAAGAACCCCAUGAUGCCAUACAUACAGCAGCAGCAGUCCCAGCAGCCGCAGAUGCAAGCUCAAAUGGCGCACCUGAGUGAGGAGCAGAAAUGCAUGCUCAUCAUGAAGCAGAAAGGAAUGAUGAACCAGCCCAUGGCAUAUGCAACGCUUCCUUCCCUUGGUCAGGAGCAGCACCAGGUGGGGAUGUCUCGCAGCGCAGGACCGAUGCAGCCUGCUGUCCCGCCGGGCUCUGGUGGUGUGGUUGCAGGCUCCAGCUCUGGGGCUCCCACCUUCCUGGGGAACCAGCCGCAAGCAGCCAUCAUGAAGCAGAUGCUGAUUGAGCAGAGAGCCCAGCUCCACGUGAUAGAGCAGCAGAAGCAGCAGUUUCUACGGGAGCAAAGGCAGCAGCAGCAGCAGCAGAUCCUAGCAGAGCAGCAGUUGCAGCAGCAGUCACAUUUGCCUCGGCAGCAUCUCCAGCAACAGCGGAACCCAUAUCCAGUUCAACAGGUCAAUCAGUUUCAAGGUUCUCCCCAGGAUAUGGCAGCUGUACGAAACCAAGCAGCACUCCAGAGCAUGAGGACAUCCCGAAUGAUGGCUCAAAAUGCAAGCAUGAUGGUAAUGGGUCCCUCCCAGAACCCGAGCACGCUGCCUACAACAGCAGGCCAGUCAGACAUGGGCAUGGCUCCUUACAGCAAUGCCUCCUCCAGCCAACCAGGAAUGUACAGUAUGAGCACAGGGAUGAGCCAAAUGUUGCAGCACCCAAACCAAAGUGGCAUGAACAUGGCACAUAACACAGGCCAGGGAACGAGGCAGCCUGCCCCUGGACAAGCGGUGGGAAUGGUCAGCAAUUUUGGUCAGAACAUGCUGGUAAACUCUGCUCUUCCCCAACAUCAGCAGCAGAUGAAAGGACCUGUGGGCCAGGUCUUACCCAGGCCACAAGCACCGCGACUUCAAAACUUGAUGGGGACUGUCCCUCAAGGAACACAAAACUGGCAGCAGCGAGGCUUACAAGGAAUACCUGGAAGGACUAGCGGUGAGAUUGGGCCUUUCAAUAAUGGUACAACGUACCCAAUACAGUCUGGGCAGCCAAGGCUGUCCAAGCAACAUUUUCCACAGGGACUUAAUCAGACAGUUGUGGACACUAGUGGAACAGUAAGAGCCCUGAACCCAGCAAUGGGGAGACAAUUGCUGCAACAAGGAACCAGCCAAGCCAGGCCAAUGGUUAUGCCUGCAAUAAGCCAAGCGGUCCCCACUAUGUCUGGUUUUAAUCAGCCUCCUACACAACAGAUGCCAGGUGGGAGCUUUGCUCAGAGCAGCCAAGGCCAGGCCUAUGAGAGGAAUCCCACUCAAGACAUAUCUUACAAUUACAGUAAUGAAGGAGCAGGGGGGUCAUUCUCAAGUUUAGGAGAGGGCACAGACCUUGUGGACUCCAUCAUUAAGAGCGGACCAGGGGAUGAGUGGAUACAAGAACUUGAUGAGUUGUUUGGAAACCCCCAGUGAACGGGCUUGUAUAGUCUGGAGCUUUGGUUGUUUUGUUUUGUUUUGUUUUGUUUUGUUUUAAAAAGAGAAAGUUGGAUAUUCUCUCCAUCCUUGGAUUUCCGUCUUUUCAUUUGAGUUGGUUUGGUUUGGGGUUAUUUUGUUUGUUUUCUUUUGUUCUUAAUUGUGCAAAUUGAGCUGAUCUGUAGCCAACUUUGGAAGAUUCAGAUGAUGCUGAAAACAUCAGCAUCACAAGACUUCCACUAAGUAAUCUCCAUUGCACAGCAGCACCUGCUGCAUGUGUGUGGAGCAGGACGGGGAAACUGGAAAAGCCAGCUGAUGUCUCUGGUUGGGUAAAGUCAGUGUUUCCCCAUUGCACAGUGAGGUGGUCCCAGUAGCUCCCACCUCAUUUUAUUGUAAACACUGCAACUUUCAGGGCACUGGAUGAAAAAACCUGGGAGUAAAUCCUAAAGAAGUCUGCAGGUGACUGCACAGGCCCUGGUCAGAAACAAGCUUAACCCUGCCCUGGCUAUAAGUAGGCCUCAGGCGAGCCACAGUCAGGCCCACAAGGCCUGCCCUGGGAUAUCACAUGGAAAUGGGCAGCACAUGUGACAAACCUAAACGGUCACAGAGAGGUCACCAUUUUCACUGCAGAGUGAUAAAAAUCCAAUAAAGAUAUAGCAGAACAUAAAUUUGGCAGUACAGUGAGAAGGACAGUCUGAUUACAGGGCUGUUACUGGAGAUGUUUAGGUGGGUGAGUUAACUUGAGCUAUUUAGUCCCCUUGGGACUCGGAAUAGUGCUUCUCUGUCAGAGCACUUCAACAUGUCUCUGCUGCCUGGAGGUGGAGAAUAGCAGCUAGGAAAGGUGUUAAAGGACUAAGAGCCCUAAGAGACGUCAGCAUAGGUCCUAAGCAGGUCCCCAUCUCUUCUUCCUCCCCAAUGUAUUUUCAUUUUGCUCUUUUUCCCCUCUUACCCUUCAGUGUAAAACAAAGUUAGCUCACUGCACUUCUUUUUAGGUGAGCAACAGCCACCAUGAAGGGGCAGGAAGGGGAGGAGAAAACCAGCCUAAGCAAAUGAACAGGGAGAGUUUAGCACCCAGGAUGGAUUUCUCUUCUCCUCUUGAAUAGUGCAGCAGAUCAGCAGAUAUUAUUACCCUGCUGUUUCUGGGCUCUGGAUUUGUCACAUGAAACCUCAUCUUCUGUCUGAAGCAGAUGUUUGGUCUAAUCUCUCUGGUUUGCUGGAAUAAAAUUCACUGCAGUAUUUGAAAAACAGGAAUCAGGAAAGGACUACUGUAAAGAGCAUUCAAGAAUGGGUAGAAUAAUUGAUUUAGUUAUAAAAAUCACAGUGUCUGCUCAGAUAAGCUUUUAGGCAAUAGAGACAUACCACUAUCUCUUCUCAGGGUAAAUGUAGCCCUGUGCUGAGCAGCACUAUAAUGAAGUUGUGAUAUGUCUUUUACAAUACUGAGAUGCCAGCUGAAUGUCUAAAGCAGUAGUUCCCAAGCUGCAGUUGGAGGCCGAGGUAAGUUGCCCACAGAAACCUAUCACCUUGGUAGUGUUUCCAGUUGAGAGCUGGUGGUCAGGGUAUGUGUUAACAGUGGUCAACGGUCCAACUAGUUUGGAAACCUCUGGCCUAACACUCAUGUCUGUGAACCACAAAUUGUGCUCUGUAGUGAAAACGUCUCUACUGUACAACUAAAAUACUGACUGUUCAGCUACCAGUUACCUCUUCGUGUGUUGCUUUCCUUGGGCUCAAUGUUUUGAGGUGCUGAGCCACUGAGAUCCGUGGGAGCGGAGGGGCUUGGCACCUUGCAUUCUCAAGUCCUUUCCUUUCUCUGUAGAGCACGGAUACACAUCACAUUAAGAAACGGGAAUAAAAUGGGCCUGAAACCACCUGAGCCCCUGUUAUCGUUCCCUUGCGUGCAGUAACCCCUUGUAGGGCUCCUCCGGACUAGGGGAAGUAUAUCUGUUUUAAAUGCUAGAGCAUAGCCAGGACAAACUGCAUUUUUAACGUGGAUCAGCAAGUCAAGGCAAGCCACUGGUUCUGUUAUACAUCCAGUUUUCCCAGACAGCACAAGAUUUUUAAAAUGCUUUAGUUAAAACUCUUUUAGCAAACACCUUUUUAAAAUACAGUGCAAGGGCCUAUCCCAGUCCUUACUGGAGCCAACAGGAGUCUGUCUGCUGGCCUCUUAGGUGUGGGCUAGGCCAGGCCCUCCAUCUAUAAAACGAGGGAGUACUAGCCAAAGUUUUCAGUCCACGAGUGUCUCGUGGGUAGGUGGAUCUUAGCUGGACUAGCAUCAAGGGCAGGGGCAGACGAGCAAGGAGGCCGGUGCUGCCUGCCAGCCCGGAGUCCCGCACUGCCAUCACGCAGCCGCCGCCGCGGCGCCUCCCGCUCCUCAAGAGGGACGCGGGCUUGAGGACCGAGUCUCUGCUGUCUUGGUAAAGCUUCCUCCAAAUACUCUGUAUUGGGACCAAGUACUAGAGAGGUAGAUUUUAAUAGGUUUGGGGGGUUGUGUUUUUUUUUCUCCUUACUAUGGUGCUGAUGUAUAUGUAAUGUUAAAAAAAAAAAAAGUUAUUUGUAAAUAUGUUUUUACAAUUCUACAGAUAUCACUGGGUCUACUAUCUGUAAAAUAUAUACAUAUAAAUAUAUAUAUAUAUAUAUAUAUAUACUGUUUGUUUAAAAUAGAGUAUUUUUAUUUCAUUCCUUAACUCAUCCUUCCUGCAGUGGUAUUGCACUCCAGAUGACAUCUAAUUACUAAUUUGUACUGUAUCCCUGACAGCAACUUGCUCCAUUUUAUUCAGAUUUUUCUAGUUUUCUGUUUUUACUUUGUACAUGAAGCAUUGCUUAUUUCCUUUUAAGACCUGUACAGAGCUCUGAAAAUGUAGAAAAGACCUGAUGUUAACAUACCACUUUUAAAGAAAAGGAAAAGAAAAAAAAACAAACGAAAAAUAAAAUAAAAUAAA